AUGUGCAAUGCUGCCAAUGCGGAAGGACAGCAGCUUGACGAAUUCCCUGCACUGCCUACGACGGCCACACAGGAGCAGCGGUUGCCCAUUGACAUCACCCAUGCAGCUACCCAGCUCAUCGACGCGCAAGCCGCCGUCUACAACGCCAAACUCAGGGUUUUCCGAACCUUCUGUGCACACUUCAACGAGGCCGCCAAGGAAUUUGCUACCGGGCCGGAACGCGACUUCGCCAAGCACUUCUCCACUAGCUUCCUCGGUUUUUGGGAACAAACUCUGGCCAACACCAGCCCUGCAUCUACACCGACCUAUAGCGGCAUAGCCGCCAACGGGACCGCCUCUCCGGCAAAUCCACGACCCAAGCCUGCUGCCACUCAUCACCAAGCGCAAGGAUCGCCGGUGCCCGCUCCGUCGCGAGAAGACCUCCGGGUCUUCGUCCGCCUUGAAGCCGACGCACCAGCCAGAAACCACAUCGGCUACGCCAUACGAGCUCACGUAGCCAGCAAGACGGGCCUUGAGCUCAAUCGGAUCCCGCAAGUCCUCCAAGUGAACACCGGUUGGGCCAUUCGCGCCGCAGACAAAGCCACCCGUGAUCUGCUUAUUGAACGCCAAGCCGAAUGGGCCGACGAUCUUGGCGCAACGGCUGUUGAAACCAGCCAAAAAUGGUACAACUACGUCGUAGACAACUGCCCUCGUAGGCUUACAGACCUGUACGGAAACGAAGUAGACUAUGACGCUGCCGUCCGUGAUGAAGUAAACAACCAGACGGGACACACGCCGUGCGCCAACUGCCUUGGGCCCCAUGCUGCGGACCUUGCAGCAUGCCCGGCGCGGCCGAAGAGAGCUGCACAGCAGCGACAGCAAUCUCAGACGGAGCUUAAUGGCCAGCCAGCACCGGAGGCCUUCUGCCAUCGCGUCUCCGAUACGCCUGAGGGCCGCGGAACUCAGGCCAGAAGCGCCGGCGAGACGCCCCUUGCUGACAUCGCCUAA
Hirsutella rhossiliensis is the source of this 987-nucleotide messenger RNA. Its product is annotated as reverse transcriptase. The record is from RefSeq and is a predicted model, not a curated record. Lineage: Eukaryota; Fungi; Ascomycota; Sordariomycetes; Hypocreales; Ophiocordycipitaceae. Bases 1 to 987 code for a protein of 328 amino acids. The transcript is spliced from 4 exons.